AGAAAAAAAGGUUAACCAAAACGACGACUAGUUUCUAACGAGAAAGAGAACAAAAAGCAAAAUGGAAAAGUCAUCACUCAAUUUCCAUAUCCAAUUCCGAAUUUUCGAACGAUCCUUCCUUUCCCAAAUUCGUGUAAUCGAAUAGAAUUCCAGACACACUUGUUACAACAAAUUAUUAUUAUUAUUAUUCGUUAUAUUUUUCUUCCCUCUGAAUUUCAUAUAUAAAUUAUAGAUUAAUUUUUGUGGAUGACGAUGAUGAAUUGAUGAUCAAGAUCCUAAUUUGAAGUGUUGGAUGAUUCUUUCUGCAACGGAUCGUUUCUGGGGGAUUUUGAUCAGAAUUUGACGGAGCCCAUCUGCUUGAAUUUCCUGUUUGAUCACCAGUGCUGUUUUGUUUGAUUGGUUAGAGAAUUUUGGUUUUUUGGGGUUUGUUUUGCAACGGGAGAGAAGUGGAGUGGCUUGACCUUUUGAGUUGGAAUUUUUGCAUGAAGGGUGUUGUUUGGUUGCAUAUGAUUCUGAAGAAAGGUUUAUAUCCUGGUAUGAGCUUUUUUUGUCUCCUUUGAAUUUGGUGAAUGAUUUCGGUUCAUGUAAUUUGACUUGGGUUGUUUGAAAUAUGCUGUGAAGUUAUGUUGUAGAGCUUGUUUAGUAGUGAAAAGUGAUUUGUGAAAGUUGAAUUGGUUGAAAGGUGGGAGAAGUGGGAUUCCUUUUAUGAAUUUUGAAUUCAAGGGUCAAUAGAGGUGGCAAUUGAUCUUUUUUUCCAAUUUUGGAUUUGUUGAUGAAGUUGUUUCCUAGGCUGAAUGGAUAACCACAAACCGCCUCGACAAGGUUGGGGAUUGUUUGUGGAUAUAGAAGAAUGGAAGUUCAGAUUGUGAGAGUUUGAACCUGAGUUGCUUAGGAUAUCUGGGGUUGAUUACAUUUCUGUUGGGGUUCUAGUUCUUUAUCUUGGAUUCGUUCCCUAUUCUGAACAUGGUCUGUUAGGAGUGGCAAAUGGACAAGUCAUAAUGAACGGGAAAACUAGAUUGUUUGUCAAUGGAUGCAGUGGACAAGACUUUUUCUGAGCUUGUCAGCAUUGUCAAAUCAUGGAUUCCCUGGCGAUCUGAGCCAGUAAAUGUGUCUAGAGAUUUUUGGAUGCCCGAUCAGAGUUGUAGAGUAUGCUACGAGUGUGAUUCACAGUUCACCUUAUUUAACCGUAAACACCACUGUCGUCUUUGUGGGCGAAUUUUCUGUAACAAGUGUACAACAAACUCGGUUCCUGCCCCAUUUAGCAACCAAAGGAAUUCUUGGGAUGAGUUGGAAAAGAUUCGCGUUUGUAAUUAUUGUUACAAGCAAUGGGAGCAGGGCAUAGUUGCUUUUGAUAACAGUAUUCCUGUUUCCAAUCUGGAUAAUAGUGCUUCCGGAUCAACUUCAAGCGUGGCUAGCAGUAAAACCAGUGCCACUGCAAACAGUAGUAAUAUUACUCUUUGCUCCAUGCCAUAUUCAGUUGGGUCUUAUCAACCAAUGCAACAGGGUUCUGUUCUGAACCUGCAUAAAUCACCUGUGAAGGGGAAAGACCCCGAUACUGAUAGGGAAGGCUUAUCAGCAUUAGGAGGGAGGAGUGAUCUUGUAGCAGACCUGGGUGAUCCAUUACCGAAGCAAUACAGAUUCUCAAUAAACAGGAGUGAUGAUGAUGAGGAUGAGUAUGGUGUAUAUCGGUCAGAUUCUGAUAUGAGGGAUUAUCCUCAAGUGAAUAACUACUAUGUACAAGCUGAGCUUCACGGGAUAGGCAACAUUGAUGGCUCACAGAAAGUGGAUCUUGAUGGAGAAAACACUAAUGCCAAACUCCCUUCAAACUACAGUUUUGACACACAGGAUUUGGAAGGAGCCCAAGUUAUUGCCAAAAAUGAAGAUGAACCUUAUAUCUGUGAUGAAAAUGAAGCCCCUUCCUCGUUGUAUGUUUCAGAGGAUGUUGAUGCUGAACCUGUUGAUUUUGAAAAUAAUGGACUUCUCUGGCUCCCUCCUGAACCAGAAGAUGAAGAAGAUGAACAGGAAGCUAUUCUGUUUGAUGAUGAUGAUGAUCAUGACGGGAAUGCCACCGGAGAGUGGGGCUAUCUGCGCAGUUCAAGCAGUUUUGGAAGUGGUGAGUAUCGACACAGAGAUAGGUCAAGCGAGGAGCACAAGAAUGUAAUGAAGAAUGUAGUUGAUGGGCAUUUUAGGGCAUUGGUAUCUCAGCUGUUACAGGUUGAGAACUUACCUGUCGAAGAUAAUGACAAAAACAGUUGGUUGGAGAUUGUCACAUCUCUGUCAUGGGAAGCUGCUACUUUAUUGAAACCAGAUAUGAGCAAAGGUGGUGGGAUGGACCCAGCUGGUUAUGUGAAAGUCAAAUGCAUAGCAUGUGGGAGCCGCAUUGAAAGUGUGGUGGUUAAAGGAGUUGUUUGUAAGAAAAAUGUGGCUCACCGGAGAAUGACGUCAAAAGUGGAUAAACCUCGCUUGUUGAUCCUUGGAGGGGCUCUAGAGUAUCAACGUGUUACCAACCUCUUAUCUAGUGUAGAUACCCUAUUGCAGCAGGAAAUGGACCAUCUGAAGAUGGCAGUGGCAAAGAUAGCUUCACACCAACCAAACAUCUUGUUGGUGGAGAAAUCAGUCUCGCGAUAUGCGCAGGAAUAUCUUCUUGCAAAGGACAUAUCUUUGGUUCUCAAUGUCAAGAGACCACUUUUGGAGCGCGUAGCACGUUGCACAGGCACUCAAAUAGUGCCUUCAAUUGAUCAUCUGUCAUCACAAAAGUUGGGUUACUGUGAAACAUUUCAUGUUGAAAAGUUUCUUGAAGACCUAAAUAGUGCUGGUCAGGGUGGGAAAAAAACAAUGAAAACAUUGAUGUUUUUCGAAGGUUGCCCAAAACCAUUGGGUUUCACAAUUUUACUUAAAGGUGCUGACAAGGAUGAAUUGAAGAAGGUAAAACAUGUGGUUCAGUAUGGAGUUUUUGCAGCUUACCAUUUGGCUUUGGAGACAUCUUUUCUUGCAGAUGAAGGAGUCUCCCUGCCAGAAAUUCCAUUAAACAGUCUGGCCCUUCCUGAUAAAUCAUCAUCCAUUCAGAGGUCUAUUUCAACAGUUCCUGGUUUCGGCAUUGCUGACAAUGAAAAGCCUCAAGGGCUAGAACCUUACACUGAACCACAGAGAACCAAAAGUCUCACAGCUGCUGAUCUAGCCUCGUCAACCUGCGGUACAGGGCCGUGUUUGUCUAAUGGUGCUUCUCAAUCUAUGGCACUUGGAUCAAGUCUCAACUAUUCAACUGCCUUAUACUCCUCCAUUGUUGCUUCAGGAAAUUCAAUUCCAGAAUCGCACCAUAAUAAGCUUCUUUCAUGCACUAGUAGAGACACAAAUGAAAUGAACUCCAAACAAACUGUGGUGGAAGAAACUUCUAGAGUGGACAACACAUUAGUUGUUGGGGAUGAUCCUACUGUAGAGGACCCUGGAUCUUCAGAGAAAUUAUAUCAAGGCAUGUCAGCUGACACUCCACAAAAUGGUGAUAGCAAAAUCUCUAAAAAUCAGUUAAGUGGGUCAGGAUCUUUAUCUCCAAAAGAUGUUCAAAACCAUCCCGAGAACCUUGAAAUCACAAAUGAAGAGCCAGUUCCCGAAAAAGAAGAGUUUCCUCCAUCUCCCUCCGACCAUCAAAGCAUUUUGGUGUCUUUGUCCUCCCGGUGCGUUUGGAAGGGAACUGUAUGUGAGAGGUCUCAUCUCUUUCGCAUUAAAUACUAUGGCAGCUUUGAUAAACCAUUGGGUCGAUUUCUGCGGGACCAUUUAUUUGAUCAGAGUUAUCGAUGCCAUUCUUGUGAAAUGCCAUCAGAAGCACAUGUGCAUUGCUAUACUCAUCGACAGGGAACACUUACCAUAUCCGUCAAGAAACUACCAGAAAUUAUCCUACCUGGUGAAAGGGAUGGAAAGAUUUGGAUGUGGCACAGGUGCUUGCGGUGUCCAAGAAUCAACGGCUUUCCUCCUGCUACACAGAGAAUAAUAAUGUCUGAUGCUGCUUGGGGUUUAUCACUUGGGAAGUUUUUGGAGCUCAGUUUCUCAAACCACGCUGCAGCCAGCAGGGUGGCCAGCUGUGGUCAUUCUUUACACAGAGAUUGUCUUCGUUUUUAUGGAUUUGGAAGAAUGGUUGCUUGUUUUCGAUAUGCAUCAAUUGAUGUUCACUCAGUCUACCUUCCCCCCCACACACUUAUAUUUGAUUAUGGGAAUCAGGAUUGGAUACAACAAGAAUCAGAUGAGGUGGUCAAUCGGGCAGAGCUUUUAUUCUCUGAGGUCCUCAAUGGCCUUAGUCAAAUUGGAGAGCAAAGAUCUAAUGCACUCCAAGUCAGUAAUGGCCAUAAAUCACCUGAAUUAAGACGCCAAGUUGCUGAACUAGAGGGGAUGUUGCAAAAGGAGAAACUAGAAUUUGAGGAAACUCUUCAAAAGAUUUUGAACCAAGAAAAGAGAAAUGGCCAACCUGGGAUUGAUGUUCUGGAAAUUAAUCGAUUGUGGAGGCAGUUACUUUUUCAAUCAUAUAUGUGGGACCACCGUCUUAUUUAUGCUGCCAACCUAGUCAAUUCCAACUAUGAAUCUGGUUCAAGCAGUCCAAUUUCAGAGGAUAAGGAGAAACCUACUGAUGAAAAUCAGAUGAGCAUUAACUCUAUUCAUGGUGAUCCAAAGCUUAACGGUAGCCCCAGCCAUGGAGGAGGAAGUGUAGUAGUUGAUGGCAAAAUUUCACAUGAUGCAUCGCAUCAAGAAAUUGACAUGGCCAAAAAUAAAAAUCUUGAGAAAGAUGACGAAUCUGAUCUUCCAAACAGCAAAAGCAUAAAUGAUCAAUCCAACCUUUUAGAACCUGAAUUGGGUGUUGGCAGAGCUCUCUCUGAUGGACCGUUUCCUGUCAUUCCUAGUUUGUCUGAAACACUUGAUGCAAAAUGGACUGGUGAAAACCACUCAGGAUAUGGAAUUCAAAAGGAUAACAGUUCUGUAAAUCCUGAUAUACUUAUGGCAGAUGCUUUGACGACCAGUGCACAAAAAGAAACAUAUUAUCUAGGGGAUCGUACAGAAGAUCAAAAUGGUUCCAAGAGUUUCUAUUCUUCUUUUAAAGGUCAUGAUAAUAUGGAAGACUCUUCAAACUGGUUAGGAAUGCCCUUCUUGAACUUCUAUCGCCAAUUUAACAGGAACCUUUUUGCUAGUACACAGAAGUUUGAUACCCUAGUUGACUACAAUCCUGUUUAUGUGUCAUCUUUCCGGAAGCAAGAACUCCAGGGUGGGGCAAGGCUGCUUCUACCAAUUGGUGUCAAUGACACUGUAAUUCCAGUAUAUGAUGAUGAACCCUCAAGUAUUAUAGCUUAUGCCUUAAUGUCACCAGAAUAUCAUUUCCAAUUAAAUGAUGAAGGAGAAAGGCCAACAGAAGGAAAUGAGUUCACUUCAUCAUAUUUUUCUGACUCAGGCACCUUGCAGUCAUUCUCAUCUGUUGACGAAACAGCUUUUGAUUCUCAAAAAAGUUUUGGAUCGAUAGAGGAAAUGAUAUUUUCCAUGUCUGGGUCUCGUAAUUCAUCAAUAUUGGACCCAAUGUUAUAUACUAAGGCUAUGCAUGCUAGAGUUUCCUUUGGAGUAGAUGGUCCCCUUGGCAAGGUAAAAUAUUCUGUGACUUGUUACUAUGCCAAGCGAUUUGAAGCCUUAAGAAGGGUCUGUUGUCCUUCAGAGCUAGACUAUAUAAGGUCUCUGAGUCGCUGUAAGAAAUGGGGAGCUCAAGGUGGGAAGAGUAAUGUAUUCUUUGCAAAAACUUUGGAUGAUCGAUUUAUCAUCAAACAAGUUACCAAAACAGAGCUUGAGUCAUUCAUUAAAUUUGGUCCUGAAUACUUCAAGUACCUUUCUGAAUCCAUAGGCACUGGAAGUCCGACUUGCCUGGCAAAGAUUCUUGGCAUAUACCAGGUUACAUCAAAGCAUCUUAAAGGAGGGAAGGAAUCAAGGAUGGAUGUUUUGGUUAUGGAGAAUCUUCUGUUUAGGAGGACUGUGACACGACUUUAUGAUCUUAAAGGAUCUUCCAGGUCUCGGUAUAAUGCAGAUAGUACCGGGAAAAACAAAGUUCUACUGGACCAGAACUUAAUUGAAGCAAUGCCAACUUCUCCUAUUUUCGUGGGAAACAAAGCGAAAAGAUUGUUAGAGAGAGCUGUCUGGAAUGACACUGGUUUUCUUGCUUCAGUUGCUGUGAUGGACUAUUCUUUACUGGUUGGAGUGGAUGAAGAGAAGCAUGAGUUGGUUAUUGGAAUCAUUGAUUUCAUGAGGCAGUAUACCUGGGACAAGCAUCUUGAAACAUGGGUAAAAGCUUCAGGCAUCCUUGGAGGACCAAAGAACACAUCUCCUACAGUUAUAUCACCCAAGCAAUACAAGAAAAGGUUCAGGAAAGCAAUGACCACUUACUUUCUCAUGCUUCCUGAUCAGUGGUCUCCUUCUAUUAUUCCUAGUCAUUCUCAGUCUGAUUUUGGUGAAGACAACACACAACCUAGGACUCCAGCUGAAUGAUUCUUUGUUUUGUGUUUCUGUAAAUUUUACUUUCAAUUUGGGGAAUUAACUCCCUCAAAUUUUAUAUUAUUUUUUUUUUUGGUUUUUCCCUCUUAAAUGAUAUAGGAAUUCUUUUGGUUCAUUUGUAGUUUUGUCAACUAGAUAUUAUCAAUUAUUUGUUAGAAGAUGCCAAAGAAGGGCUGUUAGCACUUUAGCAGCCAAGGAGGUUUGUCUGGGGUAAAAGUAUUUGAUGACCUCUGGAUGAAAUCUUUGUACAAAAGCCUAUAGUAACGUUCUAGCAACACGUUCUAUACAUGUAUAUGACUUAAAUUUCUCAGACAUGCUCUUGAAUUUCUCAAAUUUCUUUGCAAUUACCAUGUUGUGCUUUA
This is a messenger RNA of Glycine soja, 6872 nucleotides long. Its product is annotated as 1-phosphatidylinositol-3-phosphate 5-kinase FAB1B-like. Gene Ontology annotation, biological process: phosphatidylinositol phosphate biosynthetic process. The record is from RefSeq and is a predicted model, not a curated record. Gene Ontology annotation, molecular function: metal ion binding; ATP binding; 1-phosphatidylinositol-3-phosphate 5-kinase activity. NCBI's taxonomy places the organism in Eukaryota, Viridiplantae, Streptophyta, Magnoliopsida, Fabales, Fabaceae. Gene Ontology annotation, cellular component: endosome membrane. The transcript has 12 exons. Bases 1027 to 6504 code for a protein of 1825 amino acids.